GUCUUCUGGAGGAUGGGAAAUCAGCUCAGACAGGGGUAACGGCAGCAGCGGCCACAGCAGGAACGCUGAACACCGAGAAGAGGAACAACUGUGGUGCUCAGUGUGCAAACCCCGUGGUCCAUGGCACAGGAGCUACAGUGCAGAGACAGAACAUCUUCAGGACAGCAGAGGGUAAAUGGGACACACAGAAAAUGUCCACAAAAGAAGCCACCAUUAAUGUUGCAAAAAGCAUCAGACAAAGUGACAGAAGGAAAGCAAAGAAUUGCAUCAAUUAA
This is a messenger RNA of Apaloderma vittatum (bar-tailed trogon), 275 nucleotides long. RefSeq names its product brain and acute leukemia, cytoplasmic (gene BAALC). The transcript is spliced from 2 exons. The record is from RefSeq and is a predicted model, not a curated record. Gene Ontology annotation, cellular component: cytoplasm. The annotation marks the transcript as partial. NCBI's taxonomy places the organism in Eukaryota, Metazoa, Chordata, Aves, Trogoniformes, Trogonidae.